ACCAGAUGGUUUCCGUUUGUAAGCGUCGCGGUGGUGGGAGCAACCUCUGUUUUAUUUCUGUCCCGGUGUCUGUCUGCACCGGGGCCAGGAAAGUCGCAAUCUGGCGUUCUCCAACGUCCGUCGUUCGCCAUCGGUUAGUCUUGGUUGAUCCACGGUUGCUGAUCCAGUUCCUCCAUCAUGGAGGACAGCUACGCGGUGCACAGGCGCCGGAAAGCGGCGGCCAGAAGGCGGGAGAAGACGCCGGACCCUUCGUCCAGGAACCAACAGCUGGUAGAGACGUCCGAGGACGAGGAGGAGGCGAGACGCGCGAGAAUGGAGAAGAUGGCUGAUGAGGCCGAACAGAUGGAGCAACAAGAGAAGGAAAAGAAGAUGAAACAAGAGGAGCAACAACGAGAAUCGGAAGAGAAAAGUUUGAAAUCGGAGGCCAGCAGGAAAUCGGAAGAGAAGGCUUCUCCCUUGAAAGAGCUUCGAGCACGUGAGAAUGACGCCGAACAGGAGACCACGCGGUCGGUAAAGAAGGAAACGCCGACGAGGGUGAUAGAAGUGAUCACGUAUCAGGAUGCUAUACCCAAAUCCAAGGAGGUGGACGCCGACACCGAACCUUCGGCAGAGCCCAGGAAAGUGGAGAGACGCCUGAAGAAGAAGUCCAGGGAACGAGCGGAAAGACAAGGUCAGUCGAGUGACUCCAGCGACUUGGACGAGAAGCCGCGGAGAACGAAAUCACCGGAGGGCAGCAAAACCAGAACAAAGAAGACCGCGAAGAGAGUCGCGGCUGACCCUGACACAGCAAAGAAAGACACCGUCGAAAGACCUCCGAGGGAAAAGAGGUCGAUCAAGAAGCCCGAGGAGUUAGAGGAUCAGUCGCGAGAGAGAAGACGUUCCAUACGACACAGUCAAACCGACGACACCGACGAGGCACCGAAGAUGAAGAAAAGCGAGUCGUUCCCUAAACAGAACCUCGAAGAACCCGUCAUGAGGAGAUCCGCUUCGGACAUCAAGAAGCAGAUAAUACCGUUGAGUAACGACAGCCUCAUACAGGACUUCGCCAAGGCUCAGAGGGAGUACUUGAAGAGAGAACAAAGUAUCUUGGACGCUGAUGUUCUGGACGUUUUCGAGGAUGCUCAGGAAACGGUACUGAGACGAAGAAGGUUCAGCGUUCCCAGUAAAAGCGAGGAAGAGGAGGAGACAAAAUCCGAGGAGAAGCCGAAGGGACCAGAAAAGAAAUCCUGGUUCUCCUGGUUGCCUUUCUUCCGCAAGAAGAAGGAAGACAAGGAGCCAGAGGUAAAAGCUGAAACUCCGAAGGAGACCAAGUAUACGGAGUUGCUAUUGGGACCAGAAAAGGUGACUUUCAUGGACUUCCUGAGGGCUCUGAAGGACGUGGUAUCCGAAUUCAAGGCAUUCGUAGCACAAAAUCCAGGGGAAGUUCAAAUAGUUAAAGGACUCCAUAAUCGUUGCAUGUCGGAGCUGAUGUUGGUGAUUAUUUACUGCGGCCUUGGCGCGUUCGUCUUCAGAUUCACCGAGGGAGCUUUCGAGACUUUCUACAAGUGCGGCGUGAAGAGGGUGAAGCGAGACUUCCUAGACAGCUUGUGGAAUUACAGUCACAAUAUGAGGGAAGACGAUUGGAAGAGUAUGGCGCGACGAAAGUUGAUGGAAUUCGAGGAACAAUUGCACACCGCCCACGAAGCCGGAAUGCACAGCUACAGUGGUCAAAGGAGCUGGAGCUUCCUGAACGCUGUCGUGUAUUGUUUGACCGUGAUCACCACUAUCGGGUACGGCCAUAUUUCGCCCAGUACCAACACCGGAAGGGCCAUCACGAUAGUUUACGCCAUCUUCGGAAUCCCGAUGUUUCUGAUAAUAUUGGCCGACUUUGGUAAACUAUUCACGCGUGGUAUCAAGUUCCUUUGGGCGUUCGUUAGAAGACUAUAUUACACCGGAAGUUGCAAGAAAGUUCGUCGAACAGUACCUGUACAAGUAAAUCCUCCAUUUUUUAUCUACAAACUUAAAUCGUAUCGUCUUAUCUCUACUAAUAAUUAUUGUCGUCCACAGGAAGUAAUGAAAGGCGUCCAGCUCGUGUACGACCUAGCAACGUUCAAAAGGCCGUCGCAAAUAAAUCCUCAAGAUAUCGAGGAGAUACAGAAACAGGCUCAGCAAUCUCAGACUGUUCUCAAUUUGGAUGGAAAUGUUCCUGACACACCAGGAACUCCAGCGAUGUCCGCUUUCGCGAUCGACGACGAAUUCAAUCUACCGAUCUCAGUGGCCAUCUUCAUUCUUCUCGGUUACAUAUUCAUAGGCGCCACGUUGUUUUGCUUGUCGGAAGGCUGGGGUUUCUUCGAGAGCUUCUAUUUCGUCUUCAUCUCAAUGAGCACUAUCGGUUUCGGCGAUUACGUGCCAAAGAUGGUAAGCUUUGAAAUCCAAAAAGUUCAUCAACAAAAAACCAAACAAAAUCACCGUGUAUACACUAUUUCAUACGUGCUUUUCGCAUAAGUCUCACUUCAGCACAGUUGCACGUGUUUUCUUACUGACAUUAAAAAUCGUCUCGAUGUCAGAAUGAUAAGCAGAAAUUAACAGAUUAAUUGAUUGAUUUAGCAUCCCAUAUACAUGAUGUGUUCGAUAAUAUACCUGGUGUUCGGCCUGGCCCUCACGUCUAUGUGCAUCAAUGUAGUCCAGGUAUCACAAAUU
Messenger RNA from Megachile rotundata (alfalfa leafcutting bee), 2679 nucleotides. RefSeq lists its product as uncharacterized. Lineage: Eukaryota; Metazoa; Arthropoda; Insecta; Hymenoptera; Megachilidae. The record is from RefSeq and is a predicted model, not a curated record. Gene Ontology annotation, molecular function: potassium ion leak channel activity; outward rectifier potassium channel activity. Gene Ontology annotation, cellular component: plasma membrane. Gene Ontology annotation, biological process: stabilization of membrane potential; potassium ion transmembrane transport.